Molecule: messenger RNA, 4498 nt
Organism: [Torrubiella] hemipterigena
Lineage: Eukaryota; Fungi; Ascomycota; Sordariomycetes; Hypocreales; Clavicipitaceae
Source: the annotation of a GenBank genome assembly
CCACCACCACCACCUCCACCUCCUCCACAACCACCCAUCACCACGCCAAAUCCCGCGGGCUGCCAUCGUCAGUGCGCUUUGCAUCGUCGCUCAUUGACUCAUCUCUGCAUCGGCGCGACGCUCUCGAGGCUUGCAUCUCCGUCCAACUCGUUUGCCCGGACGUCCUCGUUUUGCAGCUGUCGGCUUCCCCACGUGAUGAAGUAGAUUGCCCGUCGUUUUUCUUUUACUCGACAUCCUGCUGCGCACCGCAGAUAGAUUGCAUCUUCCCGUUCUCGACUCACGAAAUCCCGCAUCGACACAUAGUCGGCCCCAUUCGCCCUCUUGCGCUAACACGCGUCCACCACUGGUCCCUGGUCCUGUCGGCGCUCUCUGCUUGCUGAGGCGCCUCGGCCAUCGGCCUCGACACACGACACCACCAUGUUUUGGAGGUUUGGCGGUUACGCCAACAUAUCCACUAUCGAUACGAUCCUUGAUAAACCCGACUUUGCCCUCGAAGACCUGCUCGACGAGACCGAUUUGAUCCAAGAGCUUAAACAGCACAACUCCAAGCUCAUUGAGUACCUUCGCGAAGACGCCAUCCUUAAGAAGCUCCUGGCAUACGUUGUUGCCCCUAAACUUGAGACUUUUAUUGCCAAAGCCGGCGCGAACGAUGAUGGCGACGAUACUGCUGAUGGGGCUGCCGGCUCGGCUUUGGGAGGCUUCUCCCAAGGUGCUGACGUAUUGGGCGCCGAGGAGCACGAGGAACAAGAGCGAAAGCGCAACCGAUACGCCCUUGUUGCCUGUGAAAUCCUAAGCUCCGACACUUGGUCGAUAUACGAAUCCUUAACCGAAGACCCCGAGAUGAUUCGCCAGUUUUGGAACUUUUUGUCGCGACCUGCACCUCUCGACCCAUUGCAGGCAAGCUACUUUACAAAAGUCAACGAAUCGCUCUUCGAGAAGAAGACAGAAGACAUGAUGCAUCUUUUGCAGAGCUUGCCCACCGGCAUUUCGGAUCUGCUCAAGCAUGUAGAAUCUCCUAUGAUUAUGGAUCUGUUGUUGAAGAUUAUUGCCCUGGACCGUACCGACGGUGGCCACGGCAUUGUAGAGUGGCUGUACUCCAAAAACCUUAUUCCAACGCUCCUAUCGUUUAUUAGCCCCGAACACGGCUGGGUCGUCCAGACUGCUGCUGGUGACUUUCUCAAGGCUAUCAUUACCAUCUCCGCCAAUGCGUCACAAAAUGAACAGCAGUGUAUCGGUCCCAACGAACUGACACGCCAGCUUGUAUCGGAAGAAUGCGUCAAGCAGCUUAUUGGAUAUAUGCUCAAUGGCGGUAACCCACUAACUGUCGGUGUUGGUGUGGUCAUUGAGGUGAUUCGCAAGAACAACUCUGACUACGAUCCCGAUGUUGUCAUUGAGGCACAGCAUGCCCCAACCAGCAGAGAUCCCAUCUACUUGGGCACUUUGCUGCGCCUUUUCGCCGAGAACGUGCCCAAAUUCAUGACCCUAAUUAUGGAGGGACCCAGAUCUCAGAACAGCAUGGACUCGACCUUUGGCGAGAGAUUGGAGCCUCUGGGUUUCGACCGUUUCAAGACCUGCGAACUCAUGGCUGAGCUGCUUCACUGCAGCAACAUGGGUCUCCUCAACGAGGCAGGCAUUGAGAAGCUCAUAAACUCGCGCGACGCUGAGCGCCACAGACUGCGUGAAUGGGGAACGCUGAAUGCCACGCGGGACGAUGACCAGCAGUCGGGCGAUGAUUUGACUAUGAACAUGGCACAUGACUUGUCUGGCGACGGCCGCCGCCUUGAGGUUACCAAUGCCGGUGAUGAUGGUUUUGAAGAUGUCGCCCCCGAUACCGAGGAUCACAGCAGCAGCAAGUUGAACUCGAGCGAUCUGAAGACUGAUGAGGACAACUUUGUUGACGAGCCGCUGACUUCGCCAAGACUGGAUGCAUCCAAGGACAAGGUUGUUGAGCAGGCAUUUGAGAACCUUGAGCUGGUGGUUGCGCCACUGUCACCCUCCAAGCCUCCUCCUGUUGCUUUAGCCACCGAGUUGGAAGCUGCCAAUGCCGAUGUUUCCCGUACGGAGCCCAAGAUUACAACUGAAGAGGUUGAACCUGAGACGAGCGAUGCUCCUACCGGUACCACUGUCCAGACCACAGUGAAGGAGCUGAGCAGCCUACUCCUCCCCACCUCGGCUUCGGGAGACUCUUUGCCUUCUAUUCGCGAGCUCUCUCCUCACCCAGAAGACACGCCCGCUCCGCUAUUUUCAAGCGCUGCUGCUGCGUCUUCGCCCGUAGCAUCCGAUGCGGUGCCAGCAUCAGCCGCUGACGACAAGGCAGAGAAGGCCGUUCCCGAAGCCGAGGAGACCACUCCCGUGGAAGCCCCGGCUACUCUGGUUGCAGAUGCUGCUACCGAGCCUCUUGUUGGAGAUUACUUGAAGAUGCAAUUUGUCGAGCAUCGUGUUGUCCCUGUAAUAUUGUCAUUUUUCUUUAAAUACCCCUGGAAUAACUUCCUCCAUAAUGUUGUAUAUGAUAUCGUGCAGCAGGUGUUCAAUGGCCCAAUGGAUCGUGGCUACAACCCGACACUAGCAGUGUCGCUGUUUGGUGCUGCUGACAUUACCACGGCCAUUAUUGAAGGCCAAAACGUCAGCGACGAGUCGCAGGCCAAGAACAAGACGCGCAUGGGCUACAUGGGCCACCUGACCUUGAUUGCUGAGGAAGUGGUCAAGUUUACAGAGCGUCACCCGCCAGAGUUGUUGUCGGAGACUGUCCUGGACAAGGUCAUGAGCCAAGGCUGGAUUACAUAUGUCGAAGGUGCAUUGGCAGAAACUAGAGAGCGCGACAAUGCCAUCUUGGGAGGUGUCCGCCCCGAAGUUGCUCUGAGCCACCGCGAAAGUAUUGGAGCUGGAGGUGGUCUGACUCUCGGGCUCGGCGGUACCUCUGGCGGAGGGUCCUCAGCUCUCGCCCAAGCAGGACUAAAUGGAGGACUCGGCCUGGAUGAUAACGGCAGCGGGAGUAGCCUGGGAGCGUUUACCAUUACCUCGAACACUCUAAUAUCAGGCUUUGGCAGUAGUAGCGACGAGGAUGAUGAUGAUGGAGAUGUGGAGGACGAAGACGUUAACUCGGAGGUGAGUCCAUCUAAUUCUGAUGAGCCAGCAUUCUCAACGGUGACGCCCGAUUCGCCACCAGACGUCAUUAUGAAGUCGCCGGAGCCUCUGUCGCCAGAAUUACAGACGCCCGUAGAUGGCAUCUUGCUACCGGCACUAGACUCCAACGCCAGUGCGCUGGGAUCCAACGAAGAGAGCAGCAGAUAGACGGCGGCUUGGGUGGCGUUUGUUUUAUAAGAGGCAUUUGUAUUAGCAUAUAGACUGGGGAUGAAAGCACAUGAAUUUUGUAUUUAGCAGCGAUUUGGGUGACGCUACGUCGCUGGAAGAGCAAGAGCAGGGCAAUUUUAUGGAACAUAAUUGGCAACAUGGCUAUUGAUGAACAAACAGAAGAAGAGAUAACUUGUCUGGGGCGUGGGCCGGCCACCGUUGACUGGCUACUUGCUUUCCUCGCUGUGCCUACGAUACUAACGCUUUCUGUCUAUAGUUUCGCGCAUACACAGACUCGAUGAACAACCCCAGCGGCUCAUCUGACCCGCCAUCGAUUCCCCCUCCGCCACCACCUCCCCCUCCUCUGAACAUCCCGCCCUCGCGAGCUAGACUGCAGCUUGCAGCUCGACUGGCCAUGCAUCAGAAGAACACGGGUGGUGUGGACGCAUCUGACCUAGACCACAAUGGCAACGAAGACGACGACGACGACGUGGACCCGUUUGCUGAUGAUGAUGACGACCUGGAUGACGAUGAGGACGACAUGGACCACGGAGCCGAUGCCGGGGGUCAAGGGCGCGGAUCAUGGUGGAGAAAUGUAGUUGGGCGCGGCAGCGAAGAGGGCCCAGAUUCCGAGGAUGACGAGGAAUUCGGGGACUUUGCCAUGGCAGAGCCUGACGCCGCAGAGCAAGGUGACAGUGGUAAUGCUUCUGCUAGCAAAGACAAGAGCGUGUUCCGGCCACUAGCUGUCAACCCCGCCAAGGAGGCGGCGCGCAGCCUGAGUGGGCUGUGGCCGUUUAGCACGACGACCAAGACGGAGAAGAAGGGGGCAGAGAAGGACAGCGAGGACGAGGUUGUCGUGUCGCCGGUAGACGGGGACGGCCAUCACAUUGAAAAGGUCAAGGAGGCAGCGACGCGCGCUUCACUAGAUGACGAGGAGGAGGUUGUGAUUGGGCACGAGGACAAGGCAUGAAGAUAUAUGAGCAUGGUUUGUUGAUGUCGUGUCGUAUUUUCUGGGUUUUUAUUAUUGCGUGUACUUUUAUAGAUGGAUCAAAGGUUGAGAUGUGUAUUUUGCAUUUACAUAUUGCUCGAGUGUGGUAGUGGUAGUGGUGAUGAUGCGGUUACUGUUGUUGUCCAUGUACCAUUAAUUUACGGGUUUCCUUUCUGUACUCUGGUAUUCCCCCCCUCAUUGUGCAUCUGUAUGAUCCCG